AUGGAUCUUCCAACAGGUCCGCUGUCACCAGAACGGCUUUCUGCGGGGGAACAAUCUGACACGUGCAUCAUGUUGGACGGGAUAAAAAUAGAAGAGCAUCCGCUGCGAUCGGGACAAGCGCUGGGUGUCAUGCUCGGGACGGACUGUCACCACCAGACCGUGUGUGAAGGCUGCCACCGUCCCAUCUCUGACCGCUUCUUGAUGAGGGUCAACGAGUCGUCGUGGCAUGAGGAGUGUUUGCAAUGCACAGUGUGUCAACAGCCUCUCAUCACCAGCUGCUACUUCAGAGAAAGGAAACUUUACUGCAAGCACGACUACCAACAGUUGUUUGCAACCAAGUGCAGCGGGUGCUUGGAGAAAAUUGCCCCGACAGAGUUUGUGAUGCGAGCUCUGGAGUGCGUCUACCACCUGAACUGCUUCUGCUGUUGCGUGUGCGACCGCCAGCUAAGGAAAGGUGACGAGUUUGUCCUGAAGGAGGGUCAGCUGCUGUGCAAAGUCGACUACGAGAGGGAGAAGGAUUUACUCAGCUCGGUCAGCCCAGAUGACUCAGACUCAGAAAAAAGUGACGAUGAGGAGUUGGACAUCAAGCCAGAAAAAGGAAGCAUAGGAGGCCAAGGUAAAGGGGAUGACAGCAAGGAUCCCAGGAGACCCAAAAGACCACGGACCAUUUUGACCACUCAGCAGAGACGAGCCUUUAAGGCCUCCUUUGAGGUCUCUUCAAAACCUUGCAGGAAGGUGAGGGAGACGUUGGCUGCAGAGACAGGCCUCAGUGUUCGGGUGGUCCAGGUGUGGUUCCAGAACCAGAGAGCAAAGAUGAAGAAGUUGGCCAGAAGACAGCAGCAACAACAAGAACAGCAGAAUUCCCAGAGACUUGGGCAAGAAGUAAUGUCAAAUCGAAUGGAAGGGAUGAUGAGUUCCUUCACUCCUCUGCCGCCACCACAACAGCAGCUGGUUGCCAUGGAUCAGAAUGGCUACAGCACAGACCCAUUCCAACAGGGACUCACUCCCCCACAGAUGCCCGGAGACCACAUGAACCCAUAUGGUAACGAUUCUGCAUUCCAUGACAUAGACAGUGACACAUCGUUAACCAGCCUAAGUGACUGCUUCAUGGCAUCAUCAGAGGUCAGCUCCAUGCAGGCUCGUGUGGGAAACCCGAUUGACCGCCUAUACUCCAUGCAAAACUCAUAUUUUGCAUCAUGA
Messenger RNA from Nerophis lumbriciformis (worm pipefish), 1200 nucleotides. The record is from RefSeq and is a predicted model, not a curated record. Lineage: Eukaryota; Metazoa; Chordata; Actinopteri; Syngnathiformes; Syngnathidae.